Paramisgurnus dabryanus is the source of this 1115-nucleotide messenger RNA. NCBI's taxonomy places the organism in Eukaryota, Metazoa, Chordata, Actinopteri, Cypriniformes, Cobitidae. The record is from RefSeq and is a predicted model, not a curated record.
UGUGAUUGGCUAGUUCACGUCUUAGCCAUAUACCAAUGAGAUCCAUUCAUGGUGUUUGUCCAAUGAAGACAACCAAUCAGCACCGUGAGCCUGUAGUCUUUGAAAAUUAGCAUGAACAGAGAAUAAAUACUUCUUCCCCAGAAUAGAUCGGUACACACUCUGUCGUUUUGUCUUGAGUGAUCAUGCCUGAGCUAGCGAAGUCCGCACCUAAGAAGGGGUCCAAGAAGGCCGUUACUAAAACCGCUGUAAAGGGCGGUAAGAAGCGCAAGAGGUCCAGGAAGGAGAGCUAUGCUAUCUACGUCUACAAGGUCCUGAAGCAGGUUCAUCCUGACACCGGGAUUUCCUCUAAAGCCAUGGGCAUCAUGAACUCUUUCGUCAAUGAUAUUUUCGAGCGUAUCGCCGGUGAGUCCUCUCGUCUCGCUCACUACAACAAGCGCUCCACCAUCACAUCGAGAGAGAUCCAGACCGCCGUGCGUCUGCUGCUGCCCGGUGAACUCGCCAAACACGCCGUGUCUGAGGGGACAAAGGCCGUCACAAAGUACACCAGCUCCAAAUAAAUCUGUCGAAACUUUCAACAACCCAAAGGCUCUUUUAAGAGCCACCCACUUUAUCAGAUAAAUGAGCAUCCAGUUUAAUUGUUAGUAAUUGAUUAGAAGUUAAGCUAAAAGCGUUUUUGUUUUAUAUAUGAUUUUAUGAAUUAUGAUUGAAGUCGUGUAAUUUUAACAAGUUUCCUUUAAUGUGCUUCAAACAUUAAGAUGGGUCUUCCAUGAAAUUGAAUUCUGUCAGAGCCACAUUUGGGAGUACUAAAGCAAGAUUUGUUUUCAAUUGGUAAUCCAUAAAAACACUUUUUUUCUUCAAUUAGAUAAUGAGUAAAUUGGUAUUAAAUUUGUUAUGAUAUAUUUAUGUAAGGGACUGACUGAAAUAAUUUGAGAGAUUAAUGAUAUCCGUGUUUUGCGGUUAAUGCUUGAUUUAGUAUUUUCAGUGUAUCGCUGUUCUUUUUCCCCCCAUAAAUAUUGUCAGAGACAUUGCCACAACAAAUUUACAACUGUAACCAAAGCAAAAAUAUUAGAGAGUGAUACUUUGUAUUUCAUGUGAAGCUGCUCUGGUACGAUUAA